AUGUCUUGGGGUAUUGAUGAAAAAACUCGGUCCACUAAUGUGCCGAAACUGAUCGAGAAUUUCAAGAAGAUCAAAAUUGAAUCGGUUUUCUCCAUGAAGAAACACCCAUACGAUAAUCUGAUUGCUAUUUUCAAUUUUUCUCUCUUCUCGAAAAUUCAUGUUCUUCAAGCAGUUCUUCUUACCUGUAAGGAUAUUUUCGGAGAAGAGAUUCACUGUACCUUCAAUGAUCCACCGAAAAUAAAUUCUAAAAAGUAUACCGAUUACUGUUGGAUCGACGGUGGGUACACAAUAAUACCCGAUUCCAGUGCUUCAGUCUCACCCUACAUCGGGGUCACUUCGAGUGUUCAAACUGAGAAUGGAUCUAAAUUUUUCCAACGUCACUACCAAUGGGUUUAUCUUUCUAUACUUAUCCAGUCUGUCAUGUUUUUCAGUCUUAAAUGGAUCUGGGAUCGUCUCUUGGACCAACGGGUCAUCGAUCUGGUUGGCAAACUGAAAGGUGACAAGAAAAAUCUAUACGAAUAUAAAAAAGCCGAUCAGAUGAAUCUCGUUCAAUCGGUGGCCGAUCUUUUAUUUUCCAAUGUCACCUUUUAUUAUAACGUUAUUCUCAUGGAAAUAAUUUGUCUUGUCCAUCUCAUUUUCCAAAUUUGGGCAACUGACCGAUUCCUCAAUGGAAAUUUCCUUAAACUUGGUGUCAUUUGGUUGGACUCAAGCUACAGUAUGAAAAGUAUCACUUCUUUGUUUCUUUCUUCACCUUCGACCUCACCAAUUGAUCUUCCUCGAAUGGUCAAGUGUACAUUACAAUUCUUUGGUCUCACUGGUGACAUCAAUUCUUACGAUGGACUUUGUUUUCUCGCUGCCAAUUCAUUACAUGAGAAAGUUUAUCUAUGUCAAUGGUUCCUUUAUCAUUUCAUGUUCAUCUUCAUCAUUUUGAUUCUAUUCUAUCGAGGUCUAACCCUGGCACUUCCACCUCUUCGAUAUUUCAUGUUAUCUUAUACGAGUUCAUCUUUUGCCGCAAAAUCGUACCGUCGAUUACUCAACUCACCCGGUAACUGGUUUCUUCUCAAUAUUUUAUCAACCACAAUUCCAGUAUCAUAUUUCACUGAUUUAAUGAAUGCAGUAGUUGAAUUGCAUUUCGAUAAACGUGGAAAACCUUUGCACAAUUCAGCAUUCGGCAAAUAUGCCAAGGAAAACGAAGGAAUCAAAGUGGACAGAUCGAUUGUGGUCCAGAAAAAAGGGUUAAUCCUCUGGCUCCUGGGCUUCUUGAACUUUGGUUUCCUUGGUUUCCAAGUCAUCCAAUCAAGGGAAUAUUUUAAGAGACAAUCUGAUCAAGAGUCUUAUCUCUACUCUCGGAUCCAUCCAUCUCCAUUCAAUUCACUUUGA
Messenger RNA from Panonychus citri (citrus red mite), 1380 nucleotides. RefSeq names its product innexin shaking-B-like. NCBI's taxonomy places the organism in Eukaryota, Metazoa, Arthropoda, Arachnida, Trombidiformes, Tetranychidae. The transcript has 4 exons. Bases 1 to 1380 code for a protein of 459 amino acids. The record is from RefSeq and is a predicted model, not a curated record. Gene Ontology annotation, molecular function: gap junction channel activity. Gene Ontology annotation, cellular component: gap junction; plasma membrane.